UCAGUCAUGGGACUGCUGCUACCUCUCCUUCUUGCUUUACUUUCCUGUUUAAUUGGAGGACUCUACCUACUUGGUGUGUUUCGACGGCACCAACCAGGUGAACCCCCUUUGGAUAAGGGGCUCAUCCCUUGGCUUGGUCAUGUCUUGGAGUUUCGCAAAAACACAUUAAAAUUCAUCGAGAGGAUGAAGCAAAAACAUGGUGAUGUGUUCACAGUGCAGCUGGGAGGGUGUUAUAUCACAUUCCUUCAGGAUCCCCUGUCGUUUGGGGCUUUUGUUAAGGAGAGUCGAGAAAAGCUGGACUUCAGACGGUUUGCUAAACAGCUGGUGCGCAGAGUGUUUGGAUAUGUGGCAGUGGGGGAUGACCACAAUGCUCUCGGGGUCUUCAGCAACAAGCACCUCAAGGGGGACGGCCUGAAGGUAUUGACACAAGCUGUGAUGGAUAAUUUGCUGAAUCUGAUGUCUCAUGAAAUCGGCUCAGCAGCAGACCAAAGCAGCUGGAAAGAAGAUGGACUGUUUAUAUACAGCUACAAUAUCCUUUUCAGGGCCGGCUACUUAUCUCUGUAUGGCAAUGCAUCUCCCAAGUCAGAAGAAAGUGAGGAGAAAGCCAAAGAGAAAGACAGAGCGGAAUCUGAGGCCUUGUUUAAAGAGUUUCGUAAAUUUGACCAACUCUUCCCCAAAUUGCCCUACGAGGUCCUCUCACCGAGGGAAAGGGUGGAAACAAGGAGGCUGAUGGAUCUAUUCUGGAACACUCUGUCAGGGCAGAAGAUGAAGAUGAAGAACGAAGUAAAUGGCUGGAUCGGGGACACGCACCAGCAUCUAGAGGGGACUGGUAUGAAGGACUCAAUGAUAAGCAGAUACAUGUUCGUGCUUCUUUGGGCCUCUCUGGGCAACACAGGGCCAGCUUCAUUCUGGCUGCUCCUCUUCCUCAUGAAACACCCAGAAGCCAUGAAAGCAGUGAAGGAAGAGAUUGAUAAGGUUCUGAAGGAAUCAGGGCAGGAAGUCAGACGUGGUGGCCCUCCUAUCAACCUGACCUAUGAAAUGCUGAUGGAAACACCCAUCCUGGACAGUGCUUUGGAAGAGACCCUCCGCCUCGUUGUUGCACCUGUCCUCACCAAAGCUGUGCUCCAGGAUAUGACCGUCAAGAUGGCAGAUGAGCGUGAAUAUUUCCUCCGCAAAGGUGACAGAUUGGCUGUGUUUCCUUAUUCUGCUGUUCACACUGACCCAGAGAUCCACCCUGACCCACAUUCUUUCAAAUAUGACCGCUUUCUGAAUCCUGACGGGAGAAAGAAAACAGACUUUUACAAGAAUGGGCAGAAGGUGAAGUUUUACACCUUACCCUGGGGCUCUGGGGUCUCCAUGUGUCCCGGGCGUUUCUUUGCCUCUAGUGAGAUUAAGCAGUUUGUUUUCCUGGUGUUGGCCUACUUUGAGAUUGAGCUGAAGAAUCCUGAGGAGAAGAUACCUGAAUUCGACUUCAGCCGAUGGGGCUUUGGAUCCAUGCAUCCCAACAGAGACGUCCAGUUUCGAUACCGACCAACAUUUUAAACCCAACUAAUCAU
Limanda limanda (common dab) is the source of this 1556-nucleotide messenger RNA. RefSeq names its product 7-alpha-hydroxycholest-4-en-3-one 12-alpha-hydroxylase-like. Gene Ontology annotation, molecular function: iron ion binding; heme binding; sterol 12-alpha-hydroxylase activity. The transcript has a single exon. Lineage: Eukaryota; Metazoa; Chordata; Actinopteri; Pleuronectiformes; Pleuronectidae. The coding region runs from base 7 to 1542 and encodes 511 amino acids. The record is from RefSeq and is a predicted model, not a curated record.